AUGGAGAGAAGGCGGCGUAGAGUCUGCCCUGGUAGAGUUCCGAGGAAUGUAACCGAUCGGACGGAGUCAACGCGAGGACUGAGAUCCUCAGCCGACUCACUAGGAAGCCGAGCGGCGGCGCUGGCGGCGGCGGCGCCGGAUAAGAUUCUGGCAUUUCCUGUGAAGCGUCUCUCUCUCUCUCUAUUAUCAGACGAGAAAAGGACGAAUUACGGGGUCUGGUGUGAGGACAAAUCUCUCUCUAUCAUUCUCUCUCUUCUUCGCUCGUCGUCUACUCGAGGUCCAGCUGAGUGGGACACUGGGCCAUCUCCAAGGAGUCCACGAAUGCCAUCAGAUUGCGAUCCGAUGAGCCGCCUUCCUUCACCGCCUCCCGUGCCCUCCGACUCCAGGCCUCUCCGUUCCGCCGGAUUUCGCCGUCGUCCUUCAUCACCAGCUCGAUGCACCGCCGCAGCUCCGCCGCCUCCAGGAGGCCGCCGGCGUUGACCUCCGCCCUCACGCCGACGCCCCACUCCGUCUCCGCCAGCCGCGCGUUGGUCGGCUGGUCCGUCCACUGCGGCAGCCCCACCGUCGGCACCCCGCAGAGCAGGCUCUCCACCGUCGAGUUCCAUCCGCAGUGGGUGACGAAGCAGCCCACCGCCCUGUGGGAGAGCACCUCUACCUGA
Molecule: messenger RNA, 659 nt
Organism: Spirodela intermedia
Lineage: Eukaryota; Viridiplantae; Streptophyta; Magnoliopsida; Alismatales; Araceae
Source: the annotation of a GenBank genome assembly